CCAUCCUCUCUCUCUCUUCCUCUCUAUAUUUUGUCUUUAAAUUCUGAUGAAUUACUAGUCUUUGACCGCCGGAAUGAAUGGAAAAGGUUCAGUAAAGCUUUUAGGGUCAUCCCCGAGCCCAUUCGUGAACCGAGUUCAAAUCUCCCUCAAACUCAAAUCAAUUGAGCAUGAAUUUCUACUAGAAACAUUUGGCUCAAAGAGUGAACUUCUUCUAAAAUCGAAUCCUGUUCACAAGAAAAUCCCGGUAUUGAUUCAUGAUGAUAAACCCAUCUCCGAAUCACUUAUCAUAAUACAAUACAUCGAUGAACAAUGGUCAUCAGGUCAUUCAAUCUUCCCCGCCGAUCCAUACGACCGAGCCAUCACCCGUUUCUGGGCUGCCUAUGUUGACGACAAGUUGAUCCCUUCUUUUAGAGACUUUCUCAUGGCGUCAGAGAAAGAAAGACCGGCGAUAUUGGAGAAACUGAAUGAAGGUUUAGGGUUCUUAGAUGUAGCUUUUGUUAAAUUCAGUAAAGGUAAGUUAUUCUUUGGAGGAAACGAUAUUUCGUAUUUGGAUAUUGCGUUUGGUAGUUUCUUGGGGUGUUUGAAGGCGAUUGAGAAAUUGAGAGAAGUGAGUUUGUUGGAUGAAUCUAAAACGCCUCAUCUUGUGGUUUGGGCAGAGAGUUUCCUUUCUCAUGAGGCUGUCAAGGGUUUCAUAUUAGACACAGACACACUUGUCGAGAAGAUUUCACAUGAGCUUAACAUGAUUAAAUCCAUGGUCGACAACAAAUGAAUAUCAACAUAAAAACUAUAUCUAUGUUUUAAUGGAAUUUUGUUUUUGAAGAAUGUGAUAAUUGGUUGUUUUUCUUAUG
Messenger RNA from Impatiens glandulifera, 848 nucleotides. RefSeq names its product glutathione S-transferase U17-like. The transcript has 2 exons. Gene Ontology annotation, molecular function: glutathione transferase activity. The record is from RefSeq and is a predicted model, not a curated record. Gene Ontology annotation, cellular component: cytoplasm. Lineage: Eukaryota; Viridiplantae; Streptophyta; Magnoliopsida; Ericales; Balsaminaceae. Gene Ontology annotation, biological process: glutathione metabolic process. Bases 74 to 769 code for a protein of 231 amino acids.